Mesorhabditis belari is the source of this 4551-nucleotide messenger RNA. The record is from the annotation of a GenBank genome assembly. NCBI's taxonomy places the organism in Eukaryota, Metazoa, Nematoda, Chromadorea, Rhabditida, Rhabditidae.
AUGCGAUCGGCGUCUCGAAUCGGGCCAAUGAUUGUGGUGAUCGGUGGAUGUACGGCGAUUCGAGAAGAAGGGACACUCAAAUCGAUUGAAAUAUUACAGACAUCUCCACAAUUAGACGAUGAUCGGUCGGUGCUUCAAAUGAAGAAAUUGAGAAAAACGCUGGAGAUGGAGAUCCCGAGAAGAGCCCCCACUGCAAUCCCGAUCGCAAAUCAGCAACCGGCAUUUGCUGUGAUUGGUGGUUGUUCGGCUCCAAUGAAACACCUCUCUUCAAUCGAAAUCGUUGAUCUCGGUGAUGAAAAGAAUAAUGAGACAUCCAAGUGCGAUUCGCCGUCUAUUAAUCGUCAUCUUUUUUCUUCGUCUCUUCCUGAACACAGUUGUGCUGCAUCAUGUUCGAUUAGAACAAACACUUCUGUGAUUGUCGGCGGAUUUGAUGGGGUCGACGCACUGAAAUCUGUCUCUAUCAUAGGGAUCAAUGAAAAGGGAGAACCCAUUGUGAAAAGGCUCAUCGAUUUCUGUUCUCCACUCAAAAAUGCGUCUAUGUUUUCGAUAAACGAGAGAGUAGUGUUAAUCAUGGGUGGAUGGGAUGGAUCGAGAACUCUUCAAACGAUAUUCAAGCUACAUUUCACCGAUUCCCUCGAUUCAUAUGAAUGGGAAAUGUCAGGUCUUCUCCCUUAUCCAAUUGAAGGGCAUUCUACAUCAAAAUGGCAAGAUUCAGCCUUCAUCUCUGGAGGAUUCGAUGGAAUUUCGGUCGUCGAUCACAUUUUGCGACUAAAUCUUGUCGACAACUCGAUUGAAAUUCUUCCAACAAAGCUUCGGAUUCCUCGAGAAAAUCACACGACGCAGAUAAUUGGCGACUUUUUGUUGGUGAUCGGUGGAUGGGAUGGACGAAAAGCUCUCGAUUCGAUUGAGGUAUUCUCUAUCUCAUCCGAUCCACCGUAUUUGAAGGAAAUCUCAUCAUCUCUUCAUCUUGAUGUACCCCGUAAUCGACCCACUUCAAUCAUGAUAUCUGCUCAAUACUCGGAUGAUCGGGUUAAAUACGGCUUUUUCCUUUCAAUCUAUUUAUUCAUUUUGAUGGAAUCCGAUGUUCGGAGAGAUCUCAAUAUUGUUUUACAUCAACGAGAGGAACAGAUACACGACCAACCCAUCCAAUCCGCAUCUACGUCAGCUCCAAAUGAACAAGUUUUGUUGGUGGAAUUGACGAGCCUUGAUGAGCUUUCUUUUCCAACAAACUCGAAUCGGAGAAUCAAGUACACCUGUGUAUCGGUAUCGAAACGUUUUCUGAUUGUUGGCACGUGUACGGGAACAGUCUAUGUAUUCAGCAGAUAUGCUUCACGACAUCGAUCAAAAUUAACAUCACUGCCGGUUAGUGUGUUCACAACGAGAGAUGGAUCUGUGAACAAACUCUUGAUCUCUCCGCAAGAAACCCAUGUGAGUGUGGGAAGUGAAAGUGGACGAGUAUCUGUUGCAUCGCUCACUUCACAAAACUCUUCUGAUCUUCCAUCAAAUACAGCAAUCAUUUAUACCGCUCCAGGAGAUGUUCGUCGAAUGGAUCGUGUCACUUCUUUGUGUUGGUCACCUCAAGGGGAAUCACUUUUUGUUGGCCAUUUCAGCGGAAGACUCAUUCAUCAUCGAAUUGGGUCAAAAAGUGUUUUCCGUGCCUCGCAUGAGCAACUUCAUCACUUUGAUGCACAAAUUGUACAGGUAUGUCAUUCGAAUGAGCAACUUUUGGUGUCAACGAGCUCUUUCUCAUAUCUUGUAUCACUGGAAACAAAACAACCGAUUCAGAUUGGUCGGAAAGUGAGAAAUGAGGCGAUGGGAGCGUGUUUUUGUGGAGAAGUAAAUGAGGGAAAAGAUCAAUCAUCAUCCUAUAUUGUUGCCGCUCGACCAAAGGGAAGAUUAUGGGAAGCAAAUUUAGCGGCUACAGUUUAUCGAACUCAUCAAUUUCGUGAACAAACGAAUGUCUCUCUUUAUCCGGCAAUCUCAUAUCGAUCACCUGUGUGUCUCGAUCAGAAUGGAUCAUCUGAACAAAUCAAAGAACUCAUCGACUUUCAGAGACUUGAUCCGCUGAUUUUCGAAGGACACCAAUUUGUUGCCUCAAUUGUCGAUGAUCGUUGCGUAAUUGCGGAUUUGGAAGGAUGUGUGGAUGAUGAAAGAGAAGAAAUAAAAGAAGGGCCAUCUCUGAGACUUCUAACAAAUUUUGGAACUGAAAUCGUUGACUAUUCAUGGAGUGGCACUGAUCUUUUUGUGCUUUAUUCGGGAGAGGGACGAUUACGAAAGUUCACUCUUUUACCAAUUUCAAAAGCAGUGGAAAAGUUGGCUCUGAAGAAAGCUUAUAAACAAGCGGCAAAACUUCUUCUUGAAAUGAAAUCACCAUUGAAUGUUGAAGUGGUGGAUCAAUAUCGAGAAGUGAUCGAAGCACUGCAACAGGCAACACAUCGAUCGACCGAAGCCGAUGCCUUGUUGAGAUCCUUGCAAAAGAGACUCGGCGAUUCUCAAUCGAAAAUUGAUCGUCGUUCCUCUAUCACUGCAAAUCAAUCGAUUUCACCCCGAGUAUCGCCACCAAAAAUGCAGAAGUUUGAGCCGAAAAGUCAGUCUCGUGUCUCAUCUCGUUUGCCGGCAUCGGUUGCUGCUAUCUUGAGUCGAUAUUCAAUGAAUGGACCAUUAAAAUCGUUGAAUGUUGGCAUUCACAAAGUCUACCCCGCUGGUCAAGGCAAUCAUUUCGAUGAUGACAAUAAGACUCGAUUAGAUGUGAAUCGCGAUCAAAAUCAACAAGACGAGAAAAAAGGACAACGAGAAAGAAGCAAAAGCUCAUCACCAUCACCAGUAAAUAGAAAAACUUCUCGCUUGAAUGAUGAUAAAUGGAUGAGUGAAGAUGAGACUCGAUCUGAUCGAAUUCCUCUACUCAAUCAGCAUAUUCUCAAGGCAAAAACGUUACUACAAAGCCGUGAAUUAUCGACUACUGAUCCAGAGGAAGUGAAUUCAUUGCGAACCCUUCUUGGACUCGAUCCAUCCGAGAAACCACUUGAAUGUGUACAAUUUAUACCAACUGUGACUCUUGCAUCGGCUCCUCGCUCCCUUGCUAAGCUAGCCCAAACAGUUCCACUCGACAUUGUGAACGCAAUCAAAGUUGAGCGAAGGACAACCCGUUUCACCAAUCAUCCAUCAAAAGGUUCUCGUGAAAGUCUUUCUUCUGGUGGAAGUUCAUCUAUUUCUACAACCAGUCCAUUAUCGAAAGGACCGAGAAUAUUGAAAACUGUGAGACCAAAUCGGGGUGGAAUCUCCGUUCAAAGCACGAAAAUGCCGCGGAAGGUUGAAGUCCGAACGAGUAUCAUCAAUACAGAAAAUUUGGAUAAUCGUUUUGAUGUAACAACUUCUCUUCAAGGAACGAAGGGAAAUGUGGGGAAAAUCGAAGAAAACGUGGCAUUGCUGGAGAUCUCAAAAAGCAAAACGGAGAAGAUUCCCUUCCAAACUUGUGACAAAUGUUCACUUCAUAGAUCAUGGCUUGCUGUAGCAGUGAUAAUUCCAUGCAGUGGACGGGCUCAUUUGAUUGAUGGGCAUUCGAAAAAACUCUCUCCAAUUCCGACAACUUCUCUUCAAUGGAUGACAUUAUUAGGUGAUCGAUUGAAAGGAAAAUCAUCCAUUGAUUAUCCCAAUCUUCGUCCAUGUUCUUCAUGUUUGGCAACAAUCAAUCGACUCUCAACAAUAUUUGAUGUUCCUCCAAAGAAAGAAUGUCGACCAACAGAGAUUGAAAGAGUGAGAAGAAGAGCUCUGGCAAUGUCCGACGAACAUAUAGGAGAGAUAUUCUUUGGAGAAACACGGCAACCAAAUCGAGAUCAAUUGGAGAAAACAUCAAUGACAACAAAGAAUGGGAGAAGUGAUGAAUUGAAGGAGAUAGAAUCGAGAAGCCUAAGGCCAAAUCUUCAUGUUUUCCUCGAAGGUGUAUCAAAUUCAUUGUUACUCGCAAUUUCUGCCUGUUGUCUGGGAGUUGAAGAAUUAUGUGAAACGAUGAUGAAAAGUGACUGGAAAGGAGAAAAUGGAGAGAAAUUUGUGGAAAUGCUCACAACAAAUGAAUGGUCAAUGUUAACAUCAAUUCAUCAUUUCCUUUUAUCAAAGAAAGCGAAUGGACCAUUGAUGUCAUUACAGUCCCUGAAAGCGAUCCUUCGAGAACAUCACUUUGCCGAUUUCAUUCAAUUGGAUCAACCCGGACUAGAAAAGGAGAAAUCACAAGAAAAACCGGUUUCAACUCUUCCUCCUCGUCGUCCUCCAGUUUCCUCAAAACCAGUGAUUGUUAAAUCAUGGAUUGCUGAUAUGACUAGGAAUUGUCUCCUUUGCACCCUCUCUUUGCGGACUGUUGUUGGUGGAACGGAUUGCGGUGUCGUUGCAUAUUAUUGUGGUCACUCAUUUCAUGUGGUCUGUGCUCAAGGAAUCUCAUCGAAUCCACCCAGUCCUCCAGCAUCAUCAAUCGCACCAAAUAUUUCAUCGACUGUUCCAUCUACAUGCAUUGCUUGUCGAAUUCGAUCGAGAAACACAAUGAAUUCAUUAACGAAAAAA